CUCGCGCGGACGACGUACGUUUCAGCGCGUGCUUCGGCCCGCCGUUUAAACUCCUCCAUGACAAUCUCGUGUCCGUCCGGCGCGGCGCAGCCCGGCUCCCGGUGUAUCAGCACGUCGAGUGCCGCGGUGUCGUGUUCCGCGCGAUGCCCACGUCACUAAGUCGCGUUACAAUCGUUGCGAUCCGUGUCCGGCGCAGUCAACGUAAUUUCGCUCGUUGCAGCGCGCGCGAUCUCGUGCAUCUCGCCCCUGCGUGCGUUUUCCCUUCGCGACGACCUCUGCGGAACGUGUCGUAACAGAAACAGAUGCGCCCAGCGUUACGCCUUGCCGCCGCGCUCCAACAUGGUUAUGGACAGCUGAAGCGUACUCCAGGCAGCCGUUGAACAGUCCCGUAGGGAAUACAAGCACCCAUGAGAGCAGGGGAGCUAAGCGGACUCCGUAGAGACAGCUCUGCCCCUUGCAAUCGCCGAGGGUCAGACACGACAAACGCGAGUGGUUCAAGGGUGGACGGGCGCACGUCGAAUGAACCUGUGAUACUGCGACGUGGACGCUUGCGUUAUAAGCGGCGAUUGUAAGAAACAGCAGCAUGACGUCGAGAACUAUGUACGUAGCGCAAGAGGGACCUGCGAACGCCCUAGCCCUGAACAAAGAUAACAAUCAGGUUGUGAUAGCCGGUCGCAAUGUUUUUAAAAUAUUUACAUUACUGGAGGACAAAUUUGAAGAAGCCUGCAAUCUUCGUGUUGGGAAAAAUCUGAACUUGAAUUUUUCCUGCAACGAUGUUGCCUGGAAUCUUAACGAUGACCAUAUACUUGCCACUGCAGCAACAAACGGUGCGGUCGUUCUGUGGAACCUGAAUAGACAGUCUCGAUCAAAACAGGAUCAUGUAUUCGUAGAUCACAAAAGAACUGUGAACAAAGUAAGCUUCCAUAUGACAGAGCCCAUGUGGUUGAUAUCGGGUUCGCAAGAUGGUACCAUGAAAUGUUUUGAUUUGCGAGCAAAAGAGGCUAUUAAAACUUUUUAUAGUAAUACAGAAUCUGUGAGAGACGUUCAAUUUUGUCCACAACAACCUCAUACUUUUGCUGCUGUAUCGGAGAAUGGUCAUGUACAACAAUGGGAUAUGAGAAAACCGGAACGUUACUUUCAGCAUUUUACAGCGCAUAGUGGCCCGAUAUUUGCUUGCGACUGGCAUCCAGAAACCACUUGGCUCGCUACAGCAUCUAGGGACAAAACUAUCAAAGUUUGGGAUUUAUCGGGUAAACCAAGUUGUGAUUACACUAUACACACUAUAGCGUCAGUGGGACGUAUAAAAUGGAGACCUCAGAAAAAGUAUCACAUAGCUAGCUGCGCUCUAGUCGUUGAUUGCAGCAUAAAUGUAUGGGAUAUCCGCAGGCCGUACAUUCCGUUCGCAAGUUUUAAUGAGCAUAAGGACGUUCCUACAGGUGUGGCGUGGAGAGGCAAUCCGCAGUCGUUCCUAUCAACAAGCAGAGAUUGUACUUUAUACCAUCACGUUUUUGACGAUGCAGUAAGACCGGCCAGCAAAGCAAAUCCACAGAGCGUGGCAAUAAGUUUAAAACAUGAUAUUACAUGUGCUUCUAAAGUGAAGUAUGAACCAGCGAGUAUUGCAAGACAGCUAAGUAAUUUAAUGAGGCGAACACCUGUGACAAACGAUGACGCCUUCUGCAUGGCUUCAAGUAUAAUGCACAGAUUUCGCGGGUGUGUACGCGAACCGACCUGGUUUAAGAUAGCCGCAGAAAAUUAUUUGCUUUCUGGAAAUUUAAGUGAAGCUUGUGAUCACAAUGCACGUGUUGCAUACGACUUUGGCAAUUAUGUUGUCAGCAAUGCGUGGCAAGUCUUGAAGAUUAUGUAUACCGACCCGUUCGAGAUACUUCAAAAGAGUGCACCGACUGUACCUAAAGAAGAUAUAGCCAACACGUCGAAUAUAGUACCAGGAGCAACAAAGAAUUCGGGUAUGGAACAAUCAAACGCGAGUAAACAAUCGAGUCACGAACAGGAUGCAAAAUCUCUUCAAGGGGAAAAUCCUGCUGGUGUUGCCAGUGGCGGUGAUGAUGAAACGGAAACAGAAACUGAAGCGCCGGAGAAUCAAAAUGUUAUAGGACCGUCGAAUAAUACGGAAACUGUUUUGCCAAGGAGACCGUUGCUUAGCGACAUACCUUCCACAUCCCGUGGUGAUUUCAUCUUCGGCGAAACUGAAUACGAACCCGUGUCUCUGGAACAUCCUGGCGAAAGUAGGCAAACUGUGAUGCGUAUGGAGGAUGACGAGUGGACUAAAGAAUUGCAAAAGGAGGCUUUUCCUUUACGGCACGAGAUCAAGGACCGAUCUCCACCACCGGAGCAAUUUCCCAAUCAUCCUCCUGAUCUCAAUGAGAAUUCAGCUUCCGUUAUAGUUGAGGAUCAACCUCAGUUAGUAGUUCCUGUUCUACCUAAGCCUCUUCCCUUUGAUUUUACACCUCACGUACUGGACGGGCUGCGCUUUCACACGGCAAUAAGAGAUGUACAGACGACAGUAUCGAUGCUUAUCGUUCUGGGUGAAAUAAGGAAAAAAUUGAAUAUUCCCAUAGCUCUACAGGAACAUUGGAUAUUAGAAUACUUGGACAUGCUUGGCAAAUUUAAACUCUGGCAUGUAGCUACGCAGAUAAUACAAUUGGCAUGGAUUCCUUCUAUAUCGCAAAUGAAUCAACAGUCGACUACGAUACAUGCGUGUUGCGUAGCAUGCACGAAAUCAUUGCAACGGUCUGCGUGGUUGUGUGAUCAUUGCCAUACGCCCGAACACGCUUUGUGUUCUCUUUGCAACCAGGUGGUUCGUGGUAUCUAUGUAUGGUGUCAAGGCUGUGCACACGGAGGCCAUGUAAAUCAUAUGAGGGAAUGGUUUAAUAGCAAUCGACAAUGUCCUACUGGUUGUGGACAUCUAUGUGAAUAUAACUAAGGAAAUACGUCAACAUUCGUUAUAAAUGUUGGAAUUUGUUUGAAAUAAAUUACUAUAAUAAGAAUAUCAUGACAUGAACGCAGCAGAAGAGUUCCUGUACAAAGUUAGGUUUUAUACAAAUGCAACAUAUGCGAUAUACAUAGAUAUAUUAAGCAAAACAAGUUGUUUAGAAAAGUUUAAAAUUAAUAAUAUCUAGAUAUCACUUAAAAUGAAUUAUCUAGGUGAUAUUCUAUUCAAUUCAGAUAAAAUUAUUAAUGAAUACACAAGUAUAUUUUUGAAGUAAUCCAUUGUACAUAAGAAUUGUCUUUCAAUUAAUUAUUUUGGAUUAAUAUGUUUGAGACAUGUGCAUAUGUGAAGCAGUGUAAAUUUUUUAAUUGAUAAGUAUUUUUAAUUGAUAAGAGAACGAAAGACUUUAUAUAAACUUAUUAACAAAUUUUAUAUAACUUUAUAACAAGAUCUUAAUUAAAUCUUUAUUUGUUUAAAUAGUAAUUCAAAAAUAUUUCCAUCUGGAAUUGUUCUAUCUAUUCUAGAAAUAAUUGUUAAUCCAUUACGUGAUGGGUUUAUAAGACAGUAAUUAUAACAUUUUAAUGUAAUAACUAAAUCACGUAACAACAUGCUUGUGUAAUCUUUUUUUAUUACAAAUUUUGAAAAUACUAAAAAUUCGAGCUUAUAAUUACUCAGUUUUGUGAAUUUAAUAUUUGAUAUGGUCACAUAUAUUGCUUUGAAGUCAAUAUUUACAUUAACAUUUGUGAAAGUAGAAAAUAUGUAUUAAUGAGUAUUUUAGUAGAAAUUAAGUUCACAAAGUAUCUAAUUUUAACUGAUAAAUAUAGUUAAGAGGAAACUGGUCUUUUUUGAUACAAUAAUGAUAAUGAUCAUUCAGCCGUUGAAGGAAGAAGGUAUAUGUCAAAUUUGUCGACAAUGUAUGAAAAAUCUGACAACAUAUAGCUGAUGAAAAGUAUCAAAUAAUAAAAUUUGUUUAUUCUAUGUGUUUGUAUUUUGUAAUAUUUAGAAAAUCAAGGUGUGCCUAAAACAACUGCAAAUUAUGAUUCGUCCUAUUCUAUGAUGAUAUAAAAAGGAAGCAUAUAAUCGCAAGUAAUAAGAAAUACAUUUAAAAUAUUAGGAUGUAAUUAUUAUCCAUUUUUAAUUUUACUUAAGUCAUACUCAUUAUUUAAUUGUGCUUACGUAUAUGUAUACAUAUCGCAUUUUUUGUAACAGAACUUUAUUUUCUAGUCGGAUUAGAUAAUAAUAGAAAUAAAUAUUUAGC
Molecule: messenger RNA, 4205 nt
Organism: Vollenhovia emeryi
Lineage: Eukaryota; Metazoa; Arthropoda; Insecta; Hymenoptera; Formicidae
Gene: Wdr24
Product: WD repeat-containing protein 24
Exons: 14
Coding region: 584-2941 (785 amino acids)
Biological process (GO): positive regulation of TOR signaling
Molecular function (GO): protein binding
Source: RefSeq, a predicted model, not a curated record